Paramecium octaurelia is the source of this 718-nucleotide messenger RNA. Lineage: Eukaryota; Ciliophora; Oligohymenophorea; Peniculida; Parameciidae. The record is from the annotation of a GenBank genome assembly.
AUGAAUUCUCAAGCACAACUGAGAUAAGACAAUAAAAAAUAGAUUCACAUUUCUCGUCCUUCCUCCAGAAAUAAUAGUUUUCUGCCUGAAAUAGUUUAGACUCCAUCCUAGAAUUAGUUUCAAAAACAGUAAUCCAACUCAAUCUUCAACUCGUCAAAAGGAAUGGAUUAGCUUAACUUAUUCAAAAUCUCAUAGGUCGAAUCCAAUGCUGAUCAUAUUACAUCACGUAUGGAAAUCUAGCGCAAAGAACUCAUUAGAGAAAUAUUUAGAUAGGACAAGAAGCAUACAGUGCUCAAACCUUUAAUUAAAUAAUAGGAAUCUACCCAUCGAAGUAGAUUAAGAAAAGAUGAUCAAAUUGAAGAUUAGCAGACUUAAUUAAAAAGCAUUCUAAAAAGAAAAAGCUCUAACAGUAGAGAACAUGCUGAUAUUUUUGAUUUCUUUGAGUUAGAUAAUUAGGAUUUAAAAUAAUAAUAAUAAAAGCCAAAUUUCAAUAGACUUAAGCACAGUAAAUAAGUUUCACUUCAACCAAUUGAAAAGGAAGUCCAUUCUCCUCAAAUCAAUCCGGGAAAGAAAAUAGUUUCAUUUAAUAAACAAAUUUAAAUCAAAGUUAUUGAUCCAAAUGAGGAAAAACCGAAAUCUAAUUAAAAAACAUUUAGAAGAAUGUACACAGUUGCAGAUCUUCUAGAUAAAUCCUGAUUUUCAUUUAUAUUUAUCAUUG